This is a messenger RNA of Drosophila nasuta, 3331 nucleotides long. RefSeq names its product serine-rich adhesin for platelets-like. The transcript is spliced from 4 exons. NCBI's taxonomy places the organism in Eukaryota, Metazoa, Arthropoda, Insecta, Diptera, Drosophilidae. Bases 1 to 3093 code for a protein of 1030 amino acids. The record is from RefSeq and is a predicted model, not a curated record.
AUGAAACUUUUACUUUCCAUUGAGAAACUGUGCAGGCAGCUUCCAAUGAUCCUGUUCCUGCUCUUUGCCCUGGCCUUGAUGCCAGCCAAAGCCAGUCCGGAUGAAGCAAAACAGUCCGUUGCAUCCGUAUCCGUAGCGCAUUCGAGUUACUGCCAGCGAUUUGACGAAGAAAUCAAAGUCUCGAGGCCACUAUGUGAGCAGGAUACCAUAAUUCCGCUCAUGGUGAAGCGCUGCUACUUCAGCUGCACGUCAGCCAAUCGUCUGAGCGUCACUAGAUGCAGGUCCCAACUGGCAGGAAGUAUUAUAUACCCCAGGUGCGACGAUAUCUUCUGCCAAGCCACCGGAUCAGGUACAACAUCCAUUCCGACUGCUAGACCGCCACUCACGACCCUGACCACUUUACCAAAGACAACUGCGACCACGCCGAUCACAACCGAGUCUCAAACCUCCACUGAGUCACCUUCCUCGACAACCAGUUCUGAAACUUGCAUCACAGUAUCGUCAGAGGGAACAACAACUUCUUCAGAUUCUACAGAUUCCUCUGAAAGUACAACAACUCCUUCAGGAUCUUCUGAUAGCUCAACAUCUACCUCAGAAUCAUCUGAUAGCACAUCCUCCACUUCGGAAUCUCCUGAUAGCUCAACAUCUACUUCAGAAUCUCCUGAUACCUCAACAUCUACUUCAGAAUCUUCUGAUAGCUCAACAUCUACUUCAGAAUCUUCUGAUAGCUCAACGUCUAUUUCAGAAUCUUCUGAUAGCUCAACAUCUACCUUGGAAUCUUCUGAUAGCUCAACAUCUACUUCAGAAUCUCCUGAUACCUCAACAUCUACUUCAGAAUCUCCUGAUAGGUCAACAUCUACUUCAGAAUCUUCUGAUAGCACAUCCUCCACUUCGGAAUCUUCUGAUAGCUCAACAUCUACGUCAGAAUCUUCUGAUAGCUCAACAUCUACUUCAGAAUCUUCUGAUAGCUCAACAUCUACCUCAGAAUCAUCUGAUAGCACAUCCUCCACUUCGGAAUCUCCUGAUAGCUCAACCUCUACUUCAGAAUCUUCUGAUAGCACAUCCUCCACUUCGGAAUCUUCUGAUAGCUCAACAUCUACGUCAGAAUCUUCUGAUAGCUCAACAUCUACUUCAGAAUCUUCUGAUAGCUCAACAUCUACCUCGGAAUCUUCUGAUAGCUCAACAUCCACCUCGGAAUCUUCUGAGAGCUCAACAUCUACUUCAGAAUCUUCUGAUAGCUCAACAUCUACCUCAGAAUCAUCUGAUAGCACAUCCUCCACUUCGGAAUCUCCUGAUAGCUCAACCUCUACUUCAGAAUCUUCUGAUAGCACAUCCUCCACUUCGGAAUCUUCUGAUAGCUCAACAUCUACGUCAGAAUCUUCUGAUAGCUCAACAUCUACUUCAGAAUCUCCUGAUAGCUCAACAUCUACUUCAGAAUCUCCUGAUAGCUCAAUAUCUACCUCGGAAUCUUCUGAUAGCUCAACAUCUACCUUGGAAUCUUCGGAUAGCACAAUAUCUACUUCAGAAUCUUCUGAUAGCUCAACAUCUACUUCAGAAUCUCCUGAUAGCUCAACAUCUACUUCAGAAUCUCCUGAUAGCUCAACAUCUACCUCGGAAUCUUCUGAUAGCUCAACAUCUACUUCAGAAUCUUCUGAGAGCUCAACAUCUACUUCAGAAUCUCCUGAUAGCUCAACAUCUACCUCGGAAUCUUCUGAUAGCUCAACAUCUACUUCAGAAUCUCCUGAUAGCUCAACAUCUACUUCAGAAUCUCCUGAUAGCUCAACAUCUACCUCGGAAUCUUCUGAUAGCUCAACAUCUACUUCAGAAUCUCCUGAUAGCUCAACAUCUACUUCAGAAUCUCCUGAUAGCUCAACAUCUACCUCGGAAUCUUCUGAUAGCUCAACAUCUACUUCAGAAUCUUCUGAGAGCUCAACAUCUACUUUAGAAUCUUCUGAUAGCACAUCCUCCACUUCGGAAUCUUCUGAUAGCUCAACAUCUACUUCAGAAUCUUCUGAUAGCUCAACAUCUACUUCAGAAUCUCCUGAUAGCUCAACAUCUACCUCGGAAUCUUCUGAUAGCUCAACAUCUACUUCAGAAUCUUCUGAGAGCUCACCAUCUACUUCAGAAUCUCCUGAUAGCUCAACAUCUACCUCGGAAUCUUCUGAUAGCUCAACAUCUACUUCAGAAUCUUCUGAUAGCUCAACAUCUACUUCAGAAUCUUCUGAUAGCUCAACAUCUACCUCGGAAUCUUCUGAUAGCUCAACAUCCACCUCGGAAUCUUCUGAUAGCUCAACAUCUACUUCAGAAUCUCUUGAUAGCUCAACAUCUACCUCGGAAUCUUCUGAUAGCUCAACAUCUACUUCAGAAUCUCCCGAUAGCUCAACAUCUACUUCAGAAUCUUCUGAUAGCUCAACAUCUACUUCAGAAUCUUCUGAUAGCUCAACAUCUACGUCAGAAUCUUCUGAUAGCUCAACGUCUACCUCCGAAUCUUCUGAUAGCUCAACGUCUACCUCGGAAUCUUCUGAUAGCACAUCCUCCACUUCGGAAUCUUCUGAUAGCUCAACAUCUACUUCAGAAUCUUCUGAGAGCUCAACAUCUACUUUAGAAUCUUCUGAUAGCACAUCCUCCACUUCGGAAUCUUCUGAUAGCUCAACAUCUACGUCAGAAUCUUCUGAUAGCUCAACAUCUACUUCAGAAUCUCUUGAUAGCUCAACAUCUACCUCGGAAUCUUCUGAGAGCUCAACAUCUACUUCAGAAUCUUCUGAUAGCUCAACGUCUACCUCGGAAUCUUCUGAUAGCUCAACAUCUACUUCAGAAUCUUCUGAUAGCUCAACGUCUACCUCGGAAUCUUCUGAUAGCUCAACAUCAACUUCAGAAUCUCCUGAUAGCUCAACAUCUUCGUCGGAAGUCACUACGGUGCCGGGUGACUCAACAUCACGCAUAACUGAGGAUUCAACGUCGACCACUGAGGAGACAACAGUAUUGACUACAAUCAUUGGACCUUCUUCGGUUCAGGCGGACAGUUCAAGCACUUCGACAUGGACAACGACUGAAUCAGGCCGAACGCCGUACUGUAGAAUAGUUUGCGACUGAAAUACGAUUUCGACUUUGAUUUUUUUUUUACAGAUUCCAAACGGAAUAUCAACGACGAAGAGUAACUUUGUUACGAGUAUCGGGCUAAGCGUACUAUAUAAUCUUAGCUGUGUAUAAAUAUUGUAUUAUAUAUUACUAGGUGAUGGGACACAAAUAAAAUAAUCUACAAGCUGCAAUAUUUUAAGUUAUUAUAAGAAAUAAUUGUUGUUUACAAGCUUGCAAGUUGUUGAAUAUUUUA